Molecule: messenger RNA, 3396 nt
Organism: Gasterosteus aculeatus aculeatus (three-spined stickleback)
Lineage: Eukaryota; Metazoa; Chordata; Actinopteri; Perciformes; Gasterosteidae
Product: thrombospondin-type laminin G domain and EAR repeat-containing protein
Biological process (GO): signal transduction
Source: RefSeq, a predicted model, not a curated record
CAACUAAUAGGAUUAAUAGGAUAACUUAAAUCCAUUAGUGGACCAAAGGUCACAUACGUACGUUGUUGUUUUUAAGUUACCUUUUUAAUUCAUUGUUUUGUUCGCUUAGGCCACUCUCAUGACAUAAAUAUAUGGAGAAAUAUGGCUUUUGACAGAAUUUGUCAGCUGUAAGUGCACAUGCGAAGACACACGAAUGCAGCUCACCCCUCUGGCAGGUCUGUGUCAUCAGAGGCGUUGAGGGAGGAUGAGUGACGGGCUGGUUAGUGAUUUGCAUUCUCUGGUGUUUAAAAGGACCUGCACGGUGUCGGAUUCUCCACACAGAUGGAUGGAUUCCUUCUCGAAGCACUGAGGCAUCACAGCUCUGGGUCUUUUCUUCUUCUAUUUGUGAAUCUUAACAAACCAGAAUAGCCUUUGAUUACUCUAAAGAGAGUUUAUUCAGUGGGCAUUUUUCUCACCGGAGAUAGAGACAAAAGCAGCAACGUAAAGGGAAACAUGGAGACAUUUGUACAGGCAAUAGCAACUGAACCGAACAGGCUUGCUAUGAUGACAUGGCUCAUAUUUGCGCACCUCCUCCUCCUGGGGUUAAGGGCCACCGACACCACCUCAGACACAUGGAGACGCUGCACAGAUUUGGUCCCUCUGGAUCUUUUGUCUUUUGUGCUGGAGAGGGACCCCUCCCAACUCACAGCAGGGGGGCACAUGAAGCAGGAGGAAGGGGUGAGAGGUGUGCACCUCUCAAGCCCUCAUGCCUCUAUGAGCUUUCCCUCUUCCCAGCUGCUGGUGGACUGCGACCUUUUCCCCAAAGAAUUCUCCAUUGUUGUGACAUUAAAAGUUACUGGCUUUUCUCCUAAGAGAAAUGAAUACAUCUUUUCCUUGAUGGGGCCAAAGCGCGUUAAGACAAAAAGAGUGGGGACAAAAGAAGAAAAGAACAAUAAAGAGGACGUUUUGGAAAGGAAUGCCGAGAGUUCUAACAGUGGAGGAGAACAACGCGGCGAGACGGAGAAGAAGCGGCGAGUCAAGAGUGAGGAAGAACGGGAGCAAAUCCUCCUGGGACUCAGGUUCUCGAAAAGACGUUUGCACUUCCUUUUUAGAGGUCACGAAGGGGUUGUGGAGCGCUGGAGGUUUCGAGGCGCUGGACUGGCUGACAACCACUGGCACACGCUGGUUUUGGGUGUUGGCAGUCAACGUGUCCGGCUCACAGUGGACUGCGGCAAAGCCCAGGAAAUUAUCCCUUCCAGGCCUUUCCCCUCAGACCUCAACAUUAGGGGAUCGAAAUUCAACGUUGGCAGUCGGGGGAGAUGGAAAGAAUUGUAUUCAGGUCUGUUGCGCCAGCUGGUUUUGGUGCCAGGUGUGGAUGCCACCCAUCAAAUCUGCCCGUCUUCGAACCCCCAGCUAGCAGUUCUCUCAGUUCCACCACUUCUGUUACACCCGCCUGCCACCGGUAGGGAGGGUCACGACCGCGUGACUUCCUACGAACUGAAUGAGCGCGUCUCAUUGGGCUUGGAGCGCUCAUGCUCCGAGCAGCUGCAAGGCCAAAUGUGGUUCAAUCCACUCAGGAGAGGCCUCUACCUCUGCGACGGUGCAGAGUGGGUCACCGUGCUGGAGGAUCAUAAACGACUUGACUAUGUGUUGGAACACCAGGUCCUGACCACCAGCUCAGAGACACACGAUGUAGAGGUUUUCCAUAUAGCCGGGAUGGGUCUGAUGGCUGCGAUGGCUCAUAGAUCCGCUUCUGGAUCAGCUGUGUAUCUGUGGAGCAAAACAGGUUUUCGUCUUUACCAGAAUAUCAGCACAUAUGGAGCUUUGGCUUGGAGACACUUCAGCAUGGGCAAGAAGAUAUUUCUGGUUGUGUCUAACUCUGUCGGAGGACCAGACAAGCGUAAAAGAUCAGAGACGGACACUUCUGUGAUUUACAAGUGGAGCAAAAGAAGAAAGCGCUUUGUGCGGUUCCAGACUCUGCAGACCCACUGCGCUCGGGACUGGGAGGCCUUUAACAUCGACCAACAAACUUAUCUGGCUGUGGCCAACCACAGACAGGGCGACAACAAUCACACCAUAGACAGUGUGAUAUACAAAUGGAACAAGCCAACAAAGUCCUUUGAGGUUCACCAGAUGCUGCCGACGUCGGGGGCCUACGACUGGGAGUUCUUCACAGUGGGACCGUACCACUUCCUAGUGGUGGCCAAUGCCUUUGAUGGAGUGACCACCUCUGUGGAUUCGGUCAUUUAUGUUUGGGUCAGUGGAAGCUUCCAGGUGUUUCAGGCAAUUAAGACGUUCUGCGCCACGGACUGGGAAAUGUUUCAAAUUGGAAAUAGAGUUUUUUUAGUCGUUGCCAAUGGACACAGGCUAAAUGGCAAUGGACCAAGUCAAUAUGCCAUCAACUCCACCAUCUACGAACUGGACAUGAAUGGGCAGGUGUUCGUCCGCUUCCAGGACAUUGUCACCUACAGUGCAGUGGACUGGGAGUUCUUCAGUCUCGGGGAGGAAUAUUUUAUGAUCGUCGCAAACUCCUUCAACGGAGAAUCCUACUCUCUCAACAGCAUUCUUUACAGGUGGCAGGGAUAUGAAGGAUUUGUUCCUGUUCAUUGGCUCCCAACGAUCGGGUGCAGUGACUGGGAGUUUUUCAGCUCUGAAGGAGAAUCAUAUCUGAUCUACUCUAGUGCCAAAGCCCCUCUCUCCAAAGUGUUUAAGCUGAAAACACACUAGCCAAAAAAAGUGUGUGCGUGUAGCUUUGCUCACUCUUUUUAUGUGUGUGUGUGUUCUUGUGUAAGACAAUAUUAACAAUAUUUUGUUUACCUCAUUUUUACGCAAAUGUUACGAGUUCAAGACUUUUACGGGAAUAUAUAUCUAUAUAUAUAUAUAUCUAUUUGUGUAAAAUAUAUAGUUAGUUUUCUAAUUUUCUUUAAUCACAUUUAAUAUUGACGAUUUUUUAUAUUGACUUGUAUGUUGUCAGAACAAUUACUGAUUAUUACUUUAUGUAUGAAUAAUAUUUAAAAUAAUUAUCCUGAAAUGGCAAUAAACCAGAUUGUAUAUGUUUGUAUAGAAAGUAGGAGUUGUUUAUGCAUCGGCUAACCUUCAGCCAUGGAGCAAGUAGCGAGGCAAACAGAAUCCUGGUGAGGUGUUUGAUUGGUAUGCAGGCGCUUUGGGCAGUAACUGACAUCCUUUGUAAACACGAACAACUAUUAAUAUUUUUUUUCCUACAGUUGGCUACAGAAGACUAAAAGCCCCAUAACUUCAUGACUCAACUUGUCGGAUAUUUUUAUUUUUUAUUGCUGCAAUUAUUGUUGGAAUAAUAAUAAUGAGAUGAAUAUAUAAACGUGUAAGGGCUAUAUCAGAAGGCGGCGGUAAAGUACAGAAUUGUAAAUAAACAUUGCUAAUGAUGUUCAAGUAAUGCAA